Ornithorhynchus anatinus (platypus) is the source of this 1116-nucleotide messenger RNA. RefSeq lists its product as uncharacterized. Gene Ontology annotation, cellular component: cell surface; plasma membrane; extracellular region. The transcript is spliced from 4 exons. The coding region runs from base 1 to 888 and encodes 295 amino acids. The record is from RefSeq and is a predicted model, not a curated record. Gene Ontology annotation, biological process: positive regulation of canonical Wnt signaling pathway; cell migration; regulation of protein localization to membrane. Lineage: Eukaryota; Metazoa; Chordata; Mammalia; Monotremata; Ornithorhynchidae.
AUGGUAGAAUGGAUUGUGGAGUACUUAUUGGCCUUAGCAGUCACACUUGAGCACAUCAUAAAAAUUUCUCCAAUAGGUUAUCCUCCAACCCAAACGAUAGCUAUAAUUCAGGAUUGUAAUGGACGGCGGGUGGCUGGAGCGGCGCGGAGGUGCAGCCGGUCCUGCGCUGCCUGGUCUGCUGCGGGCAUCACCGGGCCGGCGGAGAAGGAGCCUCCUCGGCAUCAGCCGGCCGGGGACACCCUCCGGAGCUGCUCAGGCGCCUCCGCCCGGGAGGGCGGCCCCGAUCCGGCUCGUCCAGAGCGUCUUCGCCAGGAGGGAGCCCUGACUGCUGCCCCGGCCGGCCUGGACACCAUGGGGCGGCGGCUCCCCGGCCCGGGCCUCCCUCCCCGCCCCUUCUUUGCCCUCCUCCACCUCCCGCUGCUGCUCCGGCCGACCCUCCUCUCCGCGGUCCCUAACGGCGACCCUGGGCAGAGCUGCGAACAAGUUCGGAAACUUUUCCAGCUGCGGCAGUUGGGGUGGUCCGGAGGUCCGCCGGAGGCUCCCAGGGCAGGUCCUGAUCUUCAGGUAUGUUCAUCCAAAGGUCCUACUUGCUGUACCAAAAAGAUGGAAGAAAGAUACCAAUUGGCAGCCCAGCAGGAUAUUCAGCAGGUGCUUCAGACAACAAGUUCUACCUUAAAGUUCUUAAUAUCUCGCAAUGCUGCUACUUUUCAAGGUGCCUAUUCUGAGCUGCUUGGAGGAAGUGGAAACCCCUAUGUACAGAUGAAAACUAAUUCACCCCAUUUCUCUGGGGAAACUUACCACCUCUUUCUUGACUCUGUCUCCUAUUUGGAGAUCAGUGAAACAUCUGGUUUAUUUUUUUCCCCAAUCCACUGGAAUUUCUCCUGCUGAAAUUUAUCAAAAACAAUUUCAAAUUAAAUUAUUAAUUUGCUGGCCAAUUCCCUAAUGGUAAUACAUGUCAUCCUAGCUUGAUGAUUUAUGUGUUCAGACUCCAUAAAUGUCUUUUUAAACCUGCUUAACAUUAUAUAUAUUAUAUGAAGACUUCAUUAUUUUCUAGUUUCCCAAGUUCUAAAACUGAUUUGAAUAUUUCCAUAAUGUUUAGCAUUAUUAUUGUUUUUC